This is a messenger RNA of Cutaneotrichosporon cavernicola, 2784 nucleotides long. RefSeq lists its product as uncharacterized. Bases 1 to 2784 code for a protein of 927 amino acids. The transcript has a single exon. The record is from RefSeq and is a predicted model, not a curated record. Lineage: Eukaryota; Fungi; Basidiomycota; Tremellomycetes; Trichosporonales; Trichosporonaceae.
AUGAAGGUUCAAGCGCUUCCCAUUCUGCCCGCCAUUGAUCUCUACCCCCCGUCGCCAUCGACUGAUAUCCUCGACUUCGGGUUCUUCUACACCGAGGACCGCCGAGUUCCCGACCCUCGUCAAACUCAGUCGGUACCUUCAUCGAUCCACGGAAGCCCUCGGCGGAUGCCUGGUUUGUGGUGCGUGGGCGACACUGCUGCCAACAACAAUCCCGCUGCUCAGGAGACUACCGCUGAGUCUUUCCCUCCUCAACCUUUCCAAUAUUUAACCCCUGUUCCUCUCCCGACGUCGGAACAGGAUGAAGCUGCGGCUGAGCAUGCGAACAGGCUCCCCGGGAACACUGUUGUGCGUUUACCUACGCCUCCACACAUCGUAUCUUCCACGGCAGCGAGCGUCGCCCCGCUUGCCGACUCGCGUGCCAGCUCAGCCCAUAUCUCUUCCCUCAAAGCCGUCAUUCACUGCGAACCCACCCCUUGCCCCUCUACGGCUCUCUUUCCCUCCCAGGCCUCGUUACCGACUCCUCCAGUAACGGCACUUCCGUCCUCUCCACUUCCCGUCCCCUCACCAGUCACGGUGCCGACCACGAUUUGUUCCAGUUUUGCCACUCUUCCCUCCACUGGAACAUUCACUCCGUCUACCUCGGUGCCACCCACGCCUGCGAUGAAAUCAGCAUCUCAUCCCACGCCUCAGACAGCAGUUCCCACUGCUUCAAAAACUCCCGCUCCAGCACUAAAGCCUUCUAUGGCGACUUUGAAAGCAGACGGCACGUGCAGAAAGCCACGCGGCAAGCUCGACCACGACCGCCAGCGGCGCGAAGCGCAAGAGGCUGAGGUUGAAGCGAGGAUUGCCAACCGCCAAGCUUCUCGUAAGAGGAAGAAGGAGAAGCGGGAGGCGAAGCGGGAAGCGAAGCUUGCGGCCCGAGCUGCCAAUUCGGGCCUUUUGAACAGCCAUGCCGAUCUGUUAGAGGCCUCCGAGCCUGCCAAGGGAGCUGAGGCUGGUGAGGAAGUAGGGUCAGCCCAGGAGGCCGAGCCCGCCGAGAACGAAGAGGACACGAAACCGAGAACGGAGGCCAACAACAUUGGGACUCCAGAUGGUCUCUUCAUGUCCACUGGCCUCGAGGUCGGCGAAGACCCUUCCGAGGGCCUCAUCCCAGCUGUUCUGAAGCUCGGCAAAGGAACGAACAUGGCUCUCGACAGCACCCAAGACGGCAUCGACAACCUCAUAACCAGCGUUUGUCAGUCUACCGCGUAUGGGAAACUUCUCCAUGUGUCCGACAUCCAUGCGACUGAGGAGCUGUCUGGCGGUCAGGGGAGUGGGGUGGUCGCCCAUUUGGAAAGCCAUCUCGGGAGAAAUUCCUCCGAGCUGCUCCCAACAACUCCUCCCGAGGAGAAGUCCAAGAAGAAGAAGAAGAAGGCGAGGAACGACAAGAGGAAAGUCGAGCCUACUGCAGAGGCUCUCCCGCCCCAGCUGUUCAUAGGGAAGGCCCCGGUUCACCUGCAAUUCGACGACGACGACGACGAGGACAUCGUUGAGGCGCUUCUCGACAUUGGUACUCUCGCGGGUCCUGCUGACAGCGAGCCCGCGGUUGACCUGGUCUUGAUCGGCGUCGACCCUAUAGACUUGAAUAAUCAGGUCUCUAGCGGGCCCGAAGAUUCGGACCCGCUUAGCCCUUUCGGCUUGACUGCAGCUAUCAACGGUGAAGACGGUGGAAGCGGGCCCGAGCUCCUUGGUCCCAUUCAAGGGCUGGACCACCGAGGGAAGCAAAGCAGCUUUACAAGCGAGGAGUUUACCGACCUCGGGGCCUGGACGCCAAAGGUUGCUUCAAACAGCCUCGAACUGAUCUUGGGCGACGCCUCCACUCCUGAUCUCGCGACUAUCACGGAGCCAAUCGCAUCUACAAUCACCGUUCCAGGUUCCAAAUCGAAGUCGAAGAAGAAGAAGAAGAAGAAGACGGCCACGGCAGCCGCGGCUCCCCAAGAGGCAUCACACGCAGGCAGCGAGGCAACACAACCCUCGACGUCGGUUGUUUCCUCCAAAGGCGACGGCGGUGGUGUGCCGAUGGAGCGCUUCGUCCGCUCCAUUAGCGCCGGUGUCCCAGCGAGGUUGCGAGCAGCCGACCCUCAGAACAGUGAAGAGGCCCACCCCGCGAUUUCAUCCAACUAUGUCCAGGCACCAACCCAAACACUAUCAAACGAGGCGGCUCGGACUCCAACCCAGAGCUGUUCGCCACCGUCAACGCCCGCCUCAAGCUCCUUUGCGGAAUUCGGGAGCAUGAGCUCUCCCCCUUCAUAUAAACAGCAUCCCUCGUGGUGGUACCCUUGGGCUCUUCUGAAGCACCUUCGACGCCUUCGUAUCCGCGCGCUGAAAUUCGUCGUUAAUGAGGAGAACGCGAGACGACGGCGAUACGUCUUCACCUCUCUCUGUCCACUGUUCAAACUCGAGGUCAACGGCUGCUUUGAGCACUUGAUCAAGCAGCAAUACACAAUGGGUUGUUGCGACCAGCUCAAUCAUGCGUGGAAGCUUCUUGUACACACCGUGUGGAGAGCCGAGGGUGCAUUCUGCAAAAUCGAAGGUUGGCAGCAGGUCCAGAACGUUCCGGCCUCCCUCCGACGUGACGAUCUACCCCUUGGCGGACCAUCGUUGAAGGUCAUUGCCGCCACUAGAGAAGACAACGACGAUGACUGGGCGAAGAUAAACGCGGUGCUGGAGGUGAAGCUGGCGGCAGGCGAGCAGUAUCUCUCAAACCCGAGAACAUCGUCCUGUGACUAUUACUACGUAGUUUGA